AUGUGUCUGCUGAUGCUGGUUCUUCUCUUGCUGGCAGCUACUGCAAUACUGUGGGUCAAUUUUAACAACCUGACUAUAGAGAAACACCAUCUACAGACCAGUUACAAUAAUCUGACUACAGAGAGAGACCAUCUACAGACCAGUUACAAUAAUCUGACCACAGAGAGAGACCAGUUAGAGACCAGUUACAAAAAUCUGAUUGCCGAGAAUGAACGGUUAAAGAUCAGUAACAAAAAAGUGGCUGAAGAGAGAGACCAGUUUCAGAAGAACAGAGAAGAACUCCAGAGGGGGCUUUCUCAGCUGAAGAGAGACAUUAACACACCAGGAUGGAAAUACUUCAGCUCCAGUAUUUACUACAUCUCUACUGAGAAGAAGAGCUGGGAUGAGAGCAGACACGACUGCCGGGGAAAAGGAGCAGACCUGGUGAUCAUAAACAGCAGAGAGGAACAGGACUUUGUGGAUGUGUGGAGAAGAGGUGAGGCGGGUUGGAUUGGUCUGACUGACAGAGAAAGGGAAGGGGUCUGGAAAUGGGUGGAUGGUACAGAACUGACCAGUGGGUUCUGGGGUGAUGGAGAACCCAACAGCAGAGGUGAUGAGGACUGUGCUAUAUCUGGCAAUUGGUCUAAAUCUGCUCUGAACUGGGUUGAUAUUUCCUGUAAUAACCGGUAUGUCUGGAUCUGUGAGAAGAACAUUUCGAGCUGAAAUGUGAGUUAUGAAUGAAAUAGAUUUCAGAUCAUAAGUUUUUUUUUUUCUUCUUAAAUAAUCUGAUGUUUGUAUUGGUGGAGAGAGAAUAAAACCAGCCUGACCUUCUCCCAGGAACACAUUAAAGGAACUAUACCACAGAAGUAGCUGUUGUGUUGUUAGCUCUUUAUGCUUAUACAUUUUCUUUUACAUUUACAUAUUUCUACUUUGAUGGAUAAGGUUAACCUUGUAAAAUCUGACUUUAUUCAUUUAUACGGGAAAACUUAAUAAACAUGACGAUGCAAUAAAUUAGUUCUCUGUCAAAAAUUACUCACAGGUGCAUGAGGUAAGACAUUUCAUAUAUAUAUACUUAAGAAUACCCUGCUGAAAAAA
Ictalurus furcatus (blue catfish) is the source of this 1074-nucleotide messenger RNA. RefSeq names its product C-type lectin domain family 4 member M-like. Gene Ontology annotation, molecular function: D-mannose binding; fucose binding. The record is from RefSeq and is a predicted model, not a curated record. Lineage: Eukaryota; Metazoa; Chordata; Actinopteri; Siluriformes; Ictaluridae. The transcript has 4 exons. Gene Ontology annotation, cellular component: external side of plasma membrane. Gene Ontology annotation, biological process: biological process involved in interspecies interaction between organisms. The coding region runs from base 1 to 702 and encodes 233 amino acids.